This is a messenger RNA of Ceratotherium simum simum (southern white rhinoceros), 2755 nucleotides long. The record is from RefSeq and is a predicted model, not a curated record. Lineage: Eukaryota; Metazoa; Chordata; Mammalia; Perissodactyla; Rhinocerotidae.
GCUGCUCGCGGUUCAGCCGCCCCCACCCGCAGGGCUCAGACUCGACCAUGUCCUCGAAGGCCACAGCCAUGGGGGCGCAAGUGUGAGAGCAGAGAGGGAGAGACACCCGAGAGUGGGAGCAGCUGCAGUGAGGCAUCCCCCAAAGUGAAGUAUGCUUGCAGAACCCGUCCUGGCUGCAUGGGAGCAGGAGCAGCUCGGAGCCGUCAAACUGGAGGAGGAGGAGGCCGUCGGCCAGGAGGGCCCCAGGCGGCCAGAGGCCAGGCACCGGCCUGAGGUGGCUCACCAGCUCUUCAGAUGCUUCCAGUAUCAGGAGGAUAUGGGGCCGAGGGCAUCCCUGAACCGGCUCCGGGAGCUCUGCAGCCACUGGCUGCGGCCUGAGCUGCACACCAAGAAGCAGAUCCUGGAGCUGCUGGUGCUGGAGCAGUUCCUGAGCGUGCUGCCCCCACACCUCCUGGCCCGGCUCCAGGGCCAGCAGCUCAGGGAUGGCGAGGAGGUGGUGCUGCUGCUGGAGGGUGUCCAGACGGAGUCCAGCAAUGUGGGGCCACUGGAUUUUAGUUUUAAUUCUGGCAAGAACUGUCCCCGUGCAGACAUCACCUUGGAGGAACAUGGGGGCCCUUCCCAGGUCUCCAGCCACAGCCCCAAAGGAGAAGUGCCCACAGAAGGGGCUUCAGCCCUGGAGCCAUCGAAGGAACUCCCACCAUCUCAGCCAGGACCCUCCAAGCCUGCUGAGCUGGGGCCCUGGAGACAUUCCCCAAGUCCAAAGCAGACCCAGAGCCCAGGUCCCAAGAGGACAUUCCAGGCCCUGCAAGAGAGCGCCCCCCAGGGUCCCCUGCUGUGGCUGGAGGAGAACUCCCGAGAUCAGGAGCUGGCAGCUGUGCUGGAGUGCCUGACCUUUGAAGACGUCCCAGCAAAGAAAUCUUGGCCCAUGCACCCUCUGGGAUUUGGAAGCAGAACCCCAGAUGAAGAGUUUAACGACGAGCCCGAAGGGGUUGCCCGACCCGCUGCCACCUCAGCAGAGUCUCGGGCAGAUAGUCCCAGGGUGGUGGAAGAGCCCCAUGCGCAGUCGCUCGGCCAGCGCCCGGAGGUGAAUGGCAGCGGCGGAGGAGCGUCGUCUCCCAGCAAGAGUGACGUUCCGGAGGUCAAAGUGGCCGGGGAGGUCCCCAAGUCGGAGCGAGAGAUGAAGGUCGUCUGCCCAGAAUGCGGCGUGAGCUUCCCGGAGCUGGCCCGCCUGGAGGCGCACCAGCUGCGCUCUCACCCGGGGGCGCGGUCCUUCCCAUGCCGGUGCUGUGGGAAGAUCUUCGGCCGCAGCUCCAUCCUCAAGCUGCACAUGCGCACACACACGGACGAGCGGCCACACGCCUGCCACCUCUGCGGCCACCGCUUCCGCCAGAGGUCGCACCUGAGCAAGCACCUGCAGACGCACUCCUCAGAGCCCGCCUUCCUGUGCGCCGAGUGCGGCCAGGGCUUCCAGCGCCGGGCCAGCCUCAUGCAGCACCUGCUGGCGCACGACCGGGACCAGAAGCCGCGGUGUGCCCAAGAGACCAAGACCGAAGCGCCGGAGCCAGCGGCCGUCCUGUGCUCCCACUGCGGCCAAACCUUCCAGCGCCGCUCCAGCCUCAAGCGCCACCUGCGGACCCACGCCAAGGACCAGGGCCACCAGUGUUCCGAGUGCUCUGGCAGCCUGCGCCCGAUCCCUGAGCGCAGGCCCUAUGUGUGCGGCGACUGCGGCAAGGCCUUCCGGCGCAGCGAGCACCUGGGGACCCACAGGCGCGUGCACACGGGCGAGCGGCCCUUCUCCUGCCAGCUCUGCGGCCGCAGCUUCAGCCAGAGCUCCCAGCUGGUCUGCCACCUGCGGGUGCACACGGGCGAGAAGCCCUACGGCUGCCCGCACUGCGGGAAGCGUUUCGUGCGCCGGGCCAGCCUCGCCCGCCACCUCCUGAGCCACGGCGGCGCGAGGCCCCACCACUGCACCCAGUGCGACAAGAGCUUCAGCCAGAUGCAGGACCUCGCCCGCCACCAGCGCAGCCACACGGGCGAGAAGCCCUGCCGCUGCAGCCAGUGCGGUGAGGGCUUCAGCCAGAGCGCCCACCUCGCGCGCCACCAGCGCAUCCACACCGGGGAGAAGCCCCACAUCUGUGACACCUGCGGCCACCGCUUCCGCAACAGCUCCAACCUGGCCCGCCACCGCCGCAGCCACACCGGGGAGCGGCCCUACGGCUGCCAGACAUGCGGCCGCAGCUUCCGGCGCAAUGCCCACCUGCAGCGGCACCUGGCCACCCAUGCAGGGACGGGAGAUGCGGCGGCGAAUGGGCAGGCUGAGCCCCCCCAGGAGUGUCGGGAGUGCGGCAAGAGCUUCAGCCGCAGCUGCAACCUGCUGCGGCACAUGGUGGUGCACACGGGGGCCAGGCCCUACUCAUGCUUACAGUGUAGCCGCAGCUUCAGCCGCAACUCCCACCUGCUGCGCCACCUGAGAACCCACGCGCGGGAGACCCUGUACUAACUGCGCCGGGUUCCCCAGGCAUGCCCUGCGCGCAUCUCCCCGGCAUCCUCCACAGCCCAGGCCUGCAGCGGCUGUCCCUGUCCACCACCCCACACCACCUCCUUCUGAGUCCACCAACCCUGCAUGUUAGUUCUGCCCUUCCCCAGAGGCAUCUCUUCCUGGCCUCAGGCAUGUAUUUCAAAAUGCUCAAAGUAAAACAGCCUUCUGGAAAGUGGUCCCUCUACAUUUUUAAGUUCCCUGAAUACCAUCUGUUAC